Rhododendron vialii is the source of this 3825-nucleotide messenger RNA. Its product is annotated as MDIS1-interacting receptor like kinase 1. The transcript is spliced from 2 exons. NCBI's taxonomy places the organism in Eukaryota, Viridiplantae, Streptophyta, Magnoliopsida, Ericales, Ericaceae. The record is from RefSeq and is a predicted model, not a curated record. Gene Ontology annotation, biological process: protein phosphorylation. Gene Ontology annotation, molecular function: protein binding; protein kinase activity; ATP binding. The coding region runs from base 356 to 3430 and encodes 1024 amino acids.
AAGUUGACCAUGAGAGAGGAAGAAGAAACAAGGAAUCACCAGUAAGAAACAUUAUUCUCUCCAUGUUUAUUGUGGGAGUCAAAUUCAGAAAAGUCCAAAAAAUUCCAGGCCAUUUCUUGCAUAUUACAAGCUGUUGGAGAAACCCAAGAUCCCACGAGCUCUCCCAAAAAAAACUAAUCCCCAUACAACAAUAAUGCUAAUCAUUUAUUAAUUCUGCAAAACCAAUCAUACCAUUUUCUCCCCAUUAGUACCUCUCAUAUAACACACCCUCUGACACCCUCUCUCUCUCCUCCCCAUCUCUCUCCCCAUUUCCAAUGGUGGGAAAAAAAAACUAAGAGAUUACUAACAAAGAUCGAUGCAGCAGAAGAAGAACAACAAUAUGAAGUUCUUUCAAACACAGUUCUUGUUCUUGUUUUUCUGUUUCUUCUGCUGUUGCAUUGAGAGAUCUUUUUCGGCCGAUGAAACGUCUAUUCUACUAUCGAUAAAAGCAGGCCUAGUUGAUCCGUCGGAUCAGCUAGGGAAUUGGAAGUUGCCAGCCAAUGGCAACGGGAACGCUUCAGUCCAAUGUGGUUGGACCGGAGUGUCCUGCAACUCUGAUGGAGAAGUCGAAGUACUCGACCUCUCCCGCAUGAAUCUAAGCGGCAUUGUCUCGGACGAGAUACAAAACCUGGAGUCUCUCACUUCUCUCAACAUUUGCUGCAAUGCGUUUUCAUCAUCUCUGCCGAAAUCCUUCUCAAGUUUCACCAAAUUGCAGAGUCUUGACUUGAGUCAGAACAACUUCGUUGAUGCCUUUCCAGUGGGCAUUGGGAUGGCAGCAGGGUUGACAACACUGAAUGUUUCCAGCAACAAUUUCUCAGGAGAAAUCCCGGAGGAUUUCGGAAACGCAACGUCUCUCCAGAUUCUUGAUCUGAGAGGGAAUUUCUUCGAAGGAACGAUUCCGGGCUCUUUCAAAAACUUGGGGACAUUGAAGUUUCUUGGGCUUUCUGGGAAUAAUCUUACAGGCCAAUUGCCACCGGAGUUAGGCCAGAUUUCCUCACUCGAGACUAUGAUUCUCGGGUACAACGAAUUCGAAGGCGAAAUCCCAGCUGAGUUUGGUAAUCUUACCAAUCUCAAGUACCUUGAUUUGUCAGUUGGCAAUCUUGGUGGGUCCAUUCCAGCUGAACUUGGAAAGCUAGAGGUGCUAAACACACUUUUGUUGUACAACAACGAUUUUGAAGGGGCAAUUCCACCAGAUAUUGGAAACAUCACUUUGUUACAGAUUCUGGAUCUCUCUGACAACAAUUUGUCUGAAGAAAUCCCACCUGAGAUUUCUCAGCUGAUAAAUCUGCAGCUCCUAAACCUGAUGGGCAACCAAUUCUCAGGCUCAAUCCCUUCUGGAUUGGGUGACUUGACUCAACUAACAGUCCUUGAGCUAUGGAACAAUACCCUUACCGGCCCUUUACCGCCUAAUCUUGGCCAGAAUUCACCCCUCCAGUGGUUGGACGUAUCGUCCAAUUCGCUUUCCGGUCAAAUCCCGGCUACAUUAUGUGGUGGAGGUAACCUCACUAAACUGAUCCUCUUCAACAAUGAUUUCUCCGGUCCAAUUCCUACUGCAUUGUCUGCUUGUACAUCCCUUGUCCGUGUUAGAAUGCAAAACAAUCUUCUUUCUGGUACAAUCCCAGUUGGUUUUGGCAAACUUGGGAAGCUUCAGAGGUUAGAAUUGGCUAAUAACAGUCUCACAGGCCAAAUCCCAAGUGACAUUUCUACUUCUACUUCACUUUCUUUCAUUGAUUUCUCCCAAAACCACCUCCAGUCUUCUCUUCCUCCCUCCAUCCUUUCCAUUCCCAAUCUCCAAAACUUCUUGGCAUCCAAUAACAACUUAGUAGGAGAAAUCCCAGAUCAGUUUCAAGACUGCCCUUCACUCGCGGUGCUUGAUCUCUCCUCUAACCACUUCACAGGAAGCAUUCCCGCGAGCAUUGCUUCCUGUGAGAAAUUGGUCACUUUGAAUCUCCAUAGCAAUCAAUUAACCGGACCAAUCCCAGUAGAAAUCGCAUUGAUGCCCACAUUAUCCGUUCUUGAUCUAUCCAACAAUUCUCUGACCGGUGGAUUACCCGAAAACUUUGGCAACUCUCCUGCCUUAGAAGUGCUCAAUGUUUCUUACAACAACCUAGAGGGUCUUGUUCCUUCCAACGGUAUGCUCAGGACAAUAAACCCCAAUGACCUUAUCGGCAAUGCUGGUCUCUGCGGUGGGGUCUUACCCCCUUGCUCCCAAAACUCAAUCUAUAGGGAAAAGAGUUUGCACGCUAAACACAUUGUUGCAGGAUGGGUCAUAGCCAUCGCAUCGCUUUUGGCUUUCGCGUUGGCAGUUUUAGGUGGUCAAUCUCUAUACAAGAGGUGGUACUUAGAUGGGUGUUGCUUCGAGGAAAGGUUUGAAAUGGGGAAAGGACAGUGGCCUUGGAGAUUACUGGCAUUCCAGAGGCUUGGGUUCACCAGCGACGAUAUUUUAGAGUGCAUCGAGGAUUCGAAUGUGGUUGGAACGGGUGCGACUGGGGUUGUUUACAAGGCAGAUUUACGACGACUGAAUACAGUUGUGGCAGUUAAAAAGUUGUGGAAAUCGGGGACAGAUAUCGAACUGGGGACAAGCGAUGAUCUUGUUGGGGAAGUGAAUGUCCUUGGGAGGUUAAGGCAUCGGAAUAUUGUGAGAUUAUUGGGAUUUCUUCACAAUGAUUCUCAAUCAAUGAUAGUCUACGAGUAUAUGCCGAAUGGAAGCCUUGGUUCAGCUUUACAUGGAAAGCAAGGAGGGAGGAUGCUUGUGGAUUGGGUUUUGAGAUACAACAUAGCAGUUGGAGUAGCUCAAGGGCUCGCAUAUCUCCAUCACGACUGCCACCCUGCGGUCCUCCACCGGGAUGUCAAGUCAAAUAACAUAUUGCUCGACGCGAAUCUUGAAGCGAGGAUUGCAGAUUUCGGAUUGGCGAGGAUGUUGGUUAGAAAGAAUGAGACAGUUUCUGUGGUUGCUGGAUCCUACGGAUACAUAGCCCCUGAAUACGGAUAUACGUUGAAAGUGGACGAGAAGAGCGAUAUAUACAGCUACGGAGUUGUUCUGAUGGAGCUUCUAACGGGUAAACACCCGUUGGAUCCUAAGUUUGCAGAAUCUGGUGACAUAGUUGAAUGGAUUCGGAGGAUGAUUCGAGAAAACAAAUCUCUGGAAGAAACACUGGACCCUAUCGUUGGAAAUUGCAAACAUGUUCAGGAAGAGAUGCUUUUGGUUCUUCGGAUAGCGCUUCUUUGUACAGCCAAGCUUCCGAAAGACAGGCCAUCCAUGAGGGAUGUCAUAACCAUGCUUGGAGAGGCAAAGCCUCGAAGAAAAAGCAGUAGCACCGGUGCCAUAGGAAAUGCUGUUGACAAAGAAAAGCCGGUCUUUACCACAUCACCAGUAAAUGGCCUAAUGUAAGAACAGGACACCAGAUCAGUUAAUUUGAAGCAUAGGUAACACGAGGUCGCAAUCAGUGCACAAGGUCCGGGAAAGAUGACAGUAGGCGGCGUAACGUCACUCUCGUGUGAACAUCCUAAUUCUUGCGAUCGUCACAACGUUGUGACGGACAACACUUACCAUCGUUUCAGGUCAUGACCUGUUGAUAAUAGAGUCACUCCUGAGUGUUUUAAUUCUUCUUCUUCUGUACGUACAAGUUUCUUUGUUUAAUCUGUAAUCCCUUUUUCCCAAGUUUUGUUGUUUCAUCUUUCUUUCUUUUGUUGUACAAGCAAAUAUAUUUAAGCUAAAUACAAAACCACCUUAUUGUACCUACUGUAGAAUUACAACAAUGGAAUUUUCAGUUGCCCUGUUCGUUC